Messenger RNA from Physcomitrium patens, 3231 nucleotides. Its product is annotated as choline transporter protein 1. Gene Ontology annotation, biological process: transmembrane transport. Lineage: Eukaryota; Viridiplantae; Streptophyta; Bryopsida; Funariales; Funariaceae. Gene Ontology annotation, molecular function: transmembrane transporter activity. Gene Ontology annotation, cellular component: membrane. The record is from RefSeq and is a predicted model, not a curated record.
UACCAUUACUCCAGAGAUUUGCCAAUUGUUGCGUUAUUUGGAUUGUCCUUGAAGUGUGUGAGACGACGUCUAGGUUCCCGCCAUCAAUCAUAGUCUUCAUGGCUGCUCUUACUGUGUCCUCUCCAUCUCACGUCGCCUUAUUUCUCUCCAGCUUCAACACUUGGUUACGCUGGCUUUCAUGCUCGAGGUCAAAUUCAUACUUUCAUUGCAAGUGUGCGGCGAAGUAGAGAGCCUGUGCAGUGUGUAUCCGUCCCACUACAUAAAUUGGUCUACUCCAGAUAUGCGAAGCCUGCUUUGCGGUUUUCUCGUUUUGUGAGCCCUGUUCUGGAAGCGGUUCGCGGCAGUUUGCAGCUGAGGGCAAUUUACCGAGGUUCAUAGACUCAUCGUAAAAGUCCGAAAUCUGAGAAUUUGCGUUGCGAAUUAAGGAUAUCAACGUUGCAAGGUGGGUGCUACCUCAUUAAAGAAUGGUAGACGGUCAGGACGAAUCCAGAAGUGAGACUCCGAGAGAAGAGGCUCCAAACUCCACACCUCUUUACCCUCCGGCUGCUUCUACAGUGCCAGACAACGAAGCUGGAGGAGCUCGCCGCAAGCCAGGCAUCAGAAGGGUUCACAAAUGUCAAGAUCUUGCUUUCCUGGCCGUGUUUCUCGUCUUCUGCAUUGGUUUCAUCGUGGAGACUAGUUUCGGGUUCAACAAGGGGAAUCCUCGUCGACUCGUGCACGGAUUAGACUACAAAGGCAAUGUCUGCGGCGAUAAGAAGGCAACCCCAGGAUCUCUGGAAGGACUUGGAGUUCUUUAUUGGGUGAAUCCUUCCCAGUUGUUCCUAGCAGGCGAGAAGGCCACACCAUUUCGGGUCACUAAUGCUAGAGGCAUCUGUGUCAGGGAUUGUCCAGUAGCCGGAAAUGCUACCACGUUGCUUUGGGUCUGUGACUAUCCGGAGGGAUCAAUGCGAAAUAUCUCGAUGGCUCAAUGGGCGAAGCGAAGCUAUAAUUAUUUCGACUUGUUAACUCCCGACCAACAGGCGUCUUCCAAAAGGCUUGAAGGGCCCUGCUAUCCUGUACUAUUUCCAAGUAGUAAUGUAUUCUGGAGGUGUCAGCUGGAGCCCUUUCCAUUGAAUCAGACUAUGCAGCUGUGGACGAGUCUCAAUGGGUCCGCAGUUUCCUCUGGACCUCCUAUUGUUAUAGCGGUCGAUCGUGUUUUGACCACUUCGAUAGCUUCUCUAAAGCGAUAUAUUGCAGACUUGGGAAGGUCGUGGCCUGUGUUGCUUUUAUGUGGAGGCUUUGUCCCUCUUGUUCUCUCCGUGCUAUGGGUUGUUCUCUUAUGCAACUUCCUCCGACCAACGGCGUGGAUCUCUUUAGCACUUCUUAAUGUACUGGCCCUGCUCGUCACUCUAUACUUUUACAUCAAAGUGGGCUGGAUAGGUGCGGAUGCCGUGAAUGCUGUUAUUGGGUUCAAAUCCUCAGACUCUGACAAUUGGGUCUCCUCAAGCGAACGAAGCCACUUAAAAAUAGUCGCAGUAUUCAUCACAUUUGCUCUUAUUUUGACUGUCCUCGUGACGGUUGCUCUACUUCACCGCAUUUCUGCUGCUCUGUCAGUCAUGAAGGUGUCCUUACAAUCCGUGGUUGCGAUUCCCAGUCUGCUCAUCUACCCUCUCAUCCCCUUCUGCAUCCUGGCUAUCUUUCAAAUAUACUGGGUAGCUGCGACGAUGUAUCUUUUUAGUGCAGGGGAAGUCAAGCCCACAAGGUUGUGCUGUGGUUUUAAGUUCCAGCCCAGAAAACACAUAAUCUGGGCGAUUUUAUUCCACUUUUUCAGCCUCUAUUGGGUUACCCAAUUCGUUAUAGCGAGCACCCUCACAACUGCCGCUGGCGCCGUCGCUUCCUACUACUGGGCGAAAGGUGAAACUGCGCUUUGGAACGGAGGCGAGGGAACUAGCUGGAAGGGCAUGGGAUGGCUACCUGUGAUUUCCACAGGGAAACAUGUGACGAAAUUCAACCUCGGGACAAUGGCACUUGGAUCAUUAGUAGUCCCGCCUGUCGAAUUCGCUCAAUUCAUUCUUCAAACGUUGAGGUCAAGACUAAGAUCUGCCGAGAUGACCAUGCCCAAUGGGGCAGUCAUUUCCACGCAUGGAAGGCCUGGUACAUACUGCCUUGGCUGCCUUGACAGGACGCUCACUCAUAUCAAUCGGAACGCUUACAUAGUGACUGCAGUGUCAGGAAAGAAGUUCUGCAAGGCCUCGGAGAGAGCCACGUCGCUGGUAACAAACAACCCAUCUAAAGUGGGCAAUGUGUUCAUAAUCAGCGAUCUCAUAAUUUCACUAUGCAAGCUCUGCGUUAGCUUAGCGUGUGCACUCUUUGCCUUCUCCAUGCUCGACUCACACCGAUACAAGUCUAGUCUAAACCGGGUGUCAUCCCCACUUUUCCCAGUGCUGUUCUGCUGGGGAUUCGCAUACACUACAGCAUCUCUCUUCUUCGCAGUUGCGGAAAUCGCUGUGGACACUGUCCUUCUGUCCUACUGCAUUGACGCUGAAGAAAACAAAGGCACUGCUGUUUUCGCACCAGCCUCGUUAGCGGAGAGUCUCAACACCUUCACCGAGAGCGAGGAAGCCCGGGCGGCCGAGAGGGACUUCCGAAAGAGGCGCAGUUCGUACUAUGAGGAAGACAACGAUCACGACGAUAAUGGCGAGAAGAAGGACCGAUCUGGGGAUACCAGCGACAGCGAUUCAGGCAGCUCCCGAAACACAUGAUCCGAACACAGCCGCAGUUAUGUCACGGUCCACCAUCGUCGAACUCUAGCAACUAAGUUAAAGAACCAGUCGCCGACCCUCCGAUGAUGAACUCCAUGAGUCCUUGGAAACAUGAAGAUACCAGAAGUAUUGGCGAGGAAGGUGCUGCAGGUUGUGAGAGGUAGCUCAUUCUUUUCUCUUCUGUGACGCCUCCAUUUUCCGACCCAUCAAUGCAAAGGCCGAGUUGUUACUGUUCAUUAGCAUCGCAUGGGAGCGAUCAGGACCAUCGAUGAGAUCAGGUUUUCCAAGUCUAGAAAUGUUUUGGUCUCAGAAUAGACGUUUGCUGUCUGUCGGCAUCUCUGCAAGGGAUUCUUAUCCCACAGAUCUAUACCUUACUCUCAAAUCUAGUAGGAUUAGUAUUAUCAUUAUUAUGAAGAUUUUUUGUAAACAGCACGUUUAAUUUGUAAUGGUGAAAAAGCAGAAUUUCCGGUACAAAGCCUUUUUGACCAUC